UAAGGUAUUUUAAUGCUAUAACCUCAGACAAUCUGCUAUAACCUUUUAUGAGGUUUCCUUGAGAAAAAAAUGAGCACAGCAUCUAGUUUUGACAAGUAUUUGUGUUCUUACAAAUCUGGAGAUAAGAUCUUUAGAGAACUUCUUCAAGUGAUAGAAAUAAACAAGACAUCGAGGUACAGUCGAAAAUAUGACCUUGUCCUCUCAGAUUCAAGAACAAUGAUUAAGGCUCGAGUGGAAAACUCUGCUUGAAGAGUUUUCCCCACUCUAGUUAAGAAUGAUAUUAUUCGUGUUAAUGUUGGAAAAUUCUGUGAAUACCAAAAUGAUUAUGUGUACAUUAUGCUACAAAAUGUUGAUAAGAUAUGAGAGACAACUGAGAAAAUUGUCAAAAGACUUCAUGGGCUUGUAGAUUAUACUAAAAAUAAUUAGAAGCUGCAGUGCUAGUCCGACUUAUACUCUUAAAUAAACCAAAUAUUGGUGAGAGACCAGAAAGAAAUAAUUCAUCGGUUUCUAACUUUUACAAGAAGUUCUCCAAGACUCCUGAAAUGUCUCAAGAAAGGCAGAAUAUUAAACAAAAGCAGUCAAAAAGCACUCAUCGAAUUGAUUUAGCUUUAUUAAAAUCAAAAACAUCUGAAAUUAUUAAGGAAAACGAAGACGAUAGUGAAAUCAGUGUCAAAAGCUCUUUCAGAAAAUCAUCUGAAUGCUCACAUUCCCCAACCUUCGCCAAUAAAAAGUGCAACAAAAAUCUCUUGAACUGAGCUCAAACUAAUCUCCCAGAAGAAAAUAAAAAACAUGAGAGUAUACAAUGAGAUUCUAAACCCUCUAAAAAUAUAUAAGCUCCUACAUCUUCCAUCCUACUUCCAAAAAUCCACAAUCCAAUAUUC
Messenger RNA from Moneuplotes crassus, 881 nucleotides. Lineage: Eukaryota; Ciliophora; Spirotrichea; Euplotida; Euplotidae. The record is from the annotation of a GenBank genome assembly.